Molecule: messenger RNA, 1758 nt
Organism: Stomoxys calcitrans (stable fly)
Lineage: Eukaryota; Metazoa; Arthropoda; Insecta; Diptera; Muscidae
Gene: Kyat
Product: kynurenine aminotransferase
Exons: 5
Coding region: 181-1635 (484 amino acids)
Biological process (GO): biosynthetic process
Cellular component (GO): cytoplasm; mitochondrion
Molecular function (GO): L-kynurenine:2-oxoglutarate transaminase activity; pyridoxal phosphate binding
Source: RefSeq, a predicted model, not a curated record
UGACGACGUUUCGCAUUUGGCAGGUCGCGUUCUGCAAAUACGUCUCUUAAUUGUUAUGCAAUAACAAUACGAAAAGCUCGAUAAAAUACAAUUGGAAUUAUUGUUCCUUAGCUUUGCAGACCACAACAACCACAAGUGCAUUUAAUUAAUUGUGAUACUAGUUUAAAUUGACAACUAAAUAUGUUUAAGCAACUUUUUAAUAAGUGUGGCUUACUAAGUAGAACCCAUUGCCAACAAAACUUGUCCCAUCGUUUGAUUUUAGUUUCGCAGCAACUAGUAGACUAUAGAAAUCAACGUGACUAUAGCUCAGGCGGAUCAACCAUGGAGAAAUUUGAUUUACCUAAAAGACUACAAGGAAGCGCACCAAGUGUUUGGAAUGAGUACAUUGCCUUGGCUAUGGAAUAUAAACCCUUGAAUUUGGGCCAAGGUUUUCCAGAUGAUGCCGCACCGGAAUAUGUCACCAAUGCUUUGGCAGAUAUAGCUAAAGAUUCUAACCCCCUACUUCAUCAAUACACAAGAGGAUUUGGACAUAUGCGUCUUGUACAAGCCAUUGGCAAAUUGUAUUCUAAGCUGCUAAAACGAGAAUUGAAUCCCCUAAAUGAAAUUAUCAUAACGUCCGGCGCUUAUGAGGCCUUAUAUUCAUCCAUAAUGGGCCAUGUUGAUACCGGGGAUGAAGUCAUCAUCAUUGAGCCAUUCUUUGAUUGUUAUGAGCCCAUGGUUAAAAUGGCUGGAGGUAUAUCAAGGUUUAUUCCACUGAAACCUGUAAGUUCAACUAAACUGUUCAUUAUGAAAUUAAUUCACCCUGCUUUCUUGCAGACUAAAACCGAGGGUACCAUUUCCUCUGCUGACUGGGUAUUGGACGAGGAGGAACUUAAGAAAAUGUUCAACAACAAAACUAAAAUGAUUAUUUUAAAUACUCCACACAAUCCCAUUGGUAAAGUUUUCAAUCGCAAGGAGCUGGAACUCAUUGCUGAUUUGUGUAAAAAAUGGAAUGUCCUCUGCUUGUCGGACGAGGUUUACGAAUGGAUGGUGUUCGAUGGCAAUGAGCAUAUAAGAAUUUGCACACUACCCGAUAUGUGGCAGCGUACCAUAACCAUUGGUUCGGCUGGGAAAACUUUUUCGGUUACAGGUUGGAAGACAGGGUGGGCUUAUGGACCAGCAAAUUUAAUAAGAAAUUUGCAAAUGGUUCAUCAAAAUUCAGUUUACACUUGUCCCACCCCCUUGCAGGAAGCGGUGGCCAGAGGUUUCGAACUGGAAAUGACUCGUUUGGAUAGUCCGGAAUGUUUCUUUCACAGCUUGCCCAGAGAAUUGCAAGGCAAAAGAGACUAUAUGGCAAAAUUCCUAACUGAGGCUGGCAUGAAGCCCACCGUGCCAGAGGGAGGUUAUUUCAUGUUGGCCGAUUGGACUCAAUUGGAGAAAAAAAUCGACAUCAACUCGGAGCAGGAUAAAUAUCGGGACUACAAAUUUACCAAAUGGAUGACCAAGAAUAUGGGUUUGCAGGGCAUUCCCCCAAGUGCAUUUUACAAUGAGCAACAUAAGAAUUUGGGUGAAAAUUUUGUGCGCUACUGUUUCAUUAAGAAGCAGGGCAAUCUGGAGAAAGCUUCCCAAUUGUUGGAGAAAUUAAAAAAUAAUUAAGUUGAGCUUUCAACUGUGAAAGCGUAGAAGUUUUUUGUCUUUUAGUUAGAAUAUAAAUGCGAAUUUAUAUUUUGUAAUAAAAUUGUAUUAGAUACAUGAAAUGAUUAUAGCAAAAAUACCAUA